This is a messenger RNA of Arabidopsis thaliana (thale cress), 1517 nucleotides long. RefSeq names its product Thioredoxin family protein. Lineage: Eukaryota; Viridiplantae; Streptophyta; Magnoliopsida; Brassicales; Brassicaceae. The transcript has 10 exons. The record is from RefSeq and is marked reviewed. The coding region runs from base 111 to 1112 and encodes 333 amino acids.
GUUUCGAGUCAAGCCAAGCGCCAAACUUUUGGAACUUUGGUGAAUCGAUUGUUCUCCUUUCUUCGAUAUCGAAUUAGGGUUUCUGUAGAAUCCAGUUUUUGAUAGGAACAAUGUCAAUUUCGGUGGUUGAUAGCAGUCUCUGCCAUCCGACUGCGUCGUUUCCGUCAUCCAUGGUUCAUUCUAAUCGAUUCUCGAAGAGAAUAUCAGGGAACGGGAAUUGGGUUCGCGAAAGGAGAAGACUUUAUGUGAAAUCGAGUAACUCAGAAGGUAAAAAGGAGGAAGCAGCACAGAAAUCGAGCAGUAAUAAUACAUCUAGCUUCUUGUCUUUUCUCUGUCCAUUGCUUAAAGUUUUCUCUGGAGGUGAUCCUUCUCAACAGCGGAAUCAUGCUCUCGAGGUUGCAACUUCUUCAUUGGCAUCUGUUGCAAGACUUCCAUGGGGAUCUCGAGUAUCAACUGGGAGUAUAGAUAACCAGGAUGUCUCUUCUAAUCCGCCUUUGCGAUUGCAGCUUUUUGAAUUUGAGGCAUGUCCCUUUUGUCGGAGAGUGCGGGAAGCCAUGACUGAGCUAGACCUUUCAGUAGAAGUUUAUCCUUGUCCUAAAGGAUCUAUAAGACACAGAGAACUGGUUAGAAGAUCUGGCGGAAAAGAGAUGUUUCCAUUUCUCGUCGACCCGAAUACUGAAACUUUAAUGUAUGAGAGUGGUGACAUCGUAAAGUACCUAUUUAAACAAUAUGGAAAUGGAAGAGGCCCUUCCACAGGACUUCUGGAAAGCACCUUGUUCACUGGAUGGAUGCCAACUCUUCUCCGAGCAGGUAGAGGCAUGUCAUUGUGGGAUAAGGCUUCAACAGAUCUGCCACCUAAAAUGCUCGAGCUCUUCUCUUACGAAAACAACCCGUAUUCACGGUUGGUGCGUGAAGCACUGUGUGAGCUGGAGCUUCCCUAUGUAUUACACAACAUUGGAGAAGGGUCCACACGGAUGAAAUCACUUCUAAAUGCUUCAGGAUCCAAUAAGGUUCCAUUCUUGGUUGAUCCAAACACCGGUGUCCAAUUAGGUGAUUACGAGAAGAUUCUGGCUUACCUCUUCAAGACAUAUUCUUCAGCAGCAUUUGCAUAGUCCAUAGAACCUAUACAUCAUUAUUCCCAAGGUACAAGCUUUUGAGUCCACAUGUUUUAACAAUACUGAGAAACUGGUUGACAUGGAAGUUACAUACAUGGUCAAAAUCUGAACUUUUGAAUAUAUGAUGAGUCGGUAGGUAUCGCAAGUUGAUAAAAAUUACUGGCAUGUUCCCAGAUCUUUAGAUAGAAAGUUAGAUCUGAAAUGUAUGGAAGUUUUCUAAAAGACUCAACUUAUUACAUAUGACAAUGCAGGAUCUGGAUGCAUAGAUACAAGGCCCUUUCUCUUAAAACUUGUGAUGUAUAUAAUUGUGGUAAAUAUUGUAUAUCAAGACAAAACACAUGUCUUUUUUUUUUGUGUUUUGGUAUAAGAAUCUUCUCUUUCAAGCAUCAGUUUGAUAACAAA